UGGCUCCACGAAGGCCCCUAUCCCCCAACCCCACCUCACUAUCACCAUGGUGGACCCUAAAGACACCGACCUUCCCAGCAUUGCCAGGAUCGAGCCAGAUGUUUAUGAAACCAGUGACCUGCCUGAGGAUGAUCAAGUCGAGUUUGAUGCGGAGCUGGAGGAGCUGAAGAGCACAAGUGUGGAGCACAUCAUUGUCAAUCCCAAUGCCGCCUAUGACAAAUUCAAAGACAAGAGAGUGGCGACAAAGGGACUGGAUUUCUCAGAUCAUACUGGAAAAAACAAGAGAACAGGAUAUGAAUCUGGAAAAUAUGAGAAUAUGUCUGGGGCAGGCUUGGGAGUGAAGGAGAAACCCCAGCAAAAGUACCAGCAACUAUUGCAUGAGGUCCAAGAGCUGACAACUGAAGUUAAGAAAAUCAAGACAACACUGAAGGAGUCCACCACUGAAGAGAAACUGAACCCAGUGAUGUUGGCAAAACUGCUGGCCACCCUGAAGCAGCCUGUUGCUUCCCACCUGGAGAAGCUGCUGGGACCAGAUGCAGCCAUCGACCUUACUGACCCUGAUGGAGCUCUGGCUAAGUGCUUGCUGCUGCAGCUGGAAACCAUCAAAAACAGCAAAGGAACCAGUUCAAGGGGAAAGACCACAGGGACUCCUGUAGAGAGUAGCCUCAUCACUUAUGGACUACAUUCUCAGCCUGAACAGGACAAGUUCUCUCAAGCUGCUGAAGUUGCAGAACUUGAGAAGUGCCUGACAGAGCUGGAAGCAACUGUAUGCUGUGAUCAGGAUGCUCAGAACCCCCUUUCAGCAGGUGUUCAGGGUGCCUGUCUCAUGGAGACUGUAGAACUAUUGCAAGUAAAGGUGAACGCCCUGGACCUCGCAGUUUUGGACCAAGUGGAGGCUCGGCUGCAGAGUGUCCUGGGAAAGAGGAAUGAGAUUGCCAAGCAUAAAGCUUCUGUAGAAGAUUCAGAUGCACAAAGCAAGGUGCACCAGCUAUAUAGCACUAUACAGGGCUGGAGCCCCAUUUCCUACCCCCUUCCUGGGCUGGUGCCGAGACUCGUCACCACCAAGCAGCUGCUUGAGCAAGCCAUGCAGUUUGGUCACCUCCUGACUCACUUGGAUACCACACAGCAAAUGACUGCUAGCUCUCUCAAGGACGACACCACCCUCCUGACCCAGGUGCAGACAACCGUGCAUGAGAACCUGUCCACGGUUGAGGGGAAUUCUGCCAACAUUGACAAACAGAUGAAGAAACUGGGAAAGUGA
This is a messenger RNA of Neogale vison (American mink), 1261 nucleotides long. Its product is annotated as dynactin subunit 2-like. The record is from RefSeq and is a predicted model, not a curated record. Lineage: Eukaryota; Metazoa; Chordata; Mammalia; Carnivora; Mustelidae. Gene Ontology annotation, biological process: mitotic spindle organization. Gene Ontology annotation, cellular component: cytoplasm; dynactin complex; centrosome.